Messenger RNA from Tupaia belangeri chinensis (Chinese tree shrew), 3174 nucleotides. RefSeq names its product thyroid hormone receptor alpha (gene THRA). Gene Ontology annotation, molecular function: RNA polymerase II cis-regulatory region sequence-specific DNA binding; zinc ion binding; nuclear receptor activity. Bases 300 to 1532 code for a protein of 410 amino acids. The record is from RefSeq and is a predicted model, not a curated record. Gene Ontology annotation, biological process: negative regulation of transcription by RNA polymerase II; cell differentiation; positive regulation of transcription by RNA polymerase II. NCBI's taxonomy places the organism in Eukaryota, Metazoa, Chordata, Mammalia, Scandentia, Tupaiidae. The transcript is spliced from 8 exons. Gene Ontology annotation, cellular component: RNA polymerase II transcription regulator complex.
GGAUCUCUGGACAGGACAAGACUCUGAAGCUACUUCCCUGCCCCUGCCCAGGACUCCCCACAGGCCCAGCUUGCCCCCAGCCCUCCCACCUGCCACUCCCUGGCCCCUCUCACCGCCCGCCCCCCCCUGGGGCGCAGGGCAUGGUGUGAAAGGCCGAGUACUGAGGCGGGUACCAUGGGUGCUGUGCCCUAGGGCCUGGGUGGCCGGGGGUGGGUGGCCUGUGGGCGUGUUGGGGGGGGCAGUGUGCCCACCCCAGUCUCUUGGCGUGCUGGAGGGCAUCCUGGAUGGAAUUGAAGUGAAUGGAACAGAAGCCAAGCAAGGUGGAGUGUGGGUCAGACCCAGAGGAGAACAGUGCCAGGUCACCAGAUGGAAAGCGAAAAAGAAAGAACGGCCAAUGUUCCCUGAAAACCAGCAUGUCAGGGUAUAUCCCUAGUUACCUGGACAAAGACGAGCAGUGUGUCGUGUGUGGGGACAAGGCAACCGGUUAUCACUACCGCUGUAUCACUUGUGAGGGCUGCAAGGGCUUCUUUCGCCGCACAAUCCAGAAGAACCUCCAUCCCACCUAUUCCUGCAAGUAUGACAGCUGCUGUGUCAUCGACAAGAUCACCCGCAAUCAGUGCCAGCUGUGCCGCUUCAAGAAGUGCAUCGCUGUGGGCAUGGCCAUGGACUUGGUUCUAGAUGACUCGAAGCGAGUAGCCAAGCGCAAGCUGAUCGAGCAGAAUCGAGAGCGGCGGCGGAAGGAGGAGAUGAUCCGAUCACUGCAGCAGCGACCAGAGCCCACUCCUGAAGAGUGGGAUCUGAUCCACGUUGCCACGGAGGCCCAUCGCAGCACUAAUGCCCAGGGCAGUCACUGGAAACAGAGGCGGAAAUUCCUGCCGGAUGACAUUGGCCAGUCACCCAUCGUCUCCAUGCCGGAUGGAGACAAGGUGGACCUAGAGGCCUUCAGCGAGUUUACCAAGAUCAUCACCCCGGCCAUUACCCGUGUGGUGGACUUUGCCAAAAAACUGCCCAUGUUCUCCGAGCUGCCUUGCGAAGACCAGAUCAUCCUCCUGAAGGGGUGCUGCAUGGAGAUCAUGUCCCUGCGGGCAGCUGUCCGCUAUGACCCUGAGAGCGACACCCUGACGCUGAGUGGAGAGAUGGCCGUCAAGCGGGAGCAGCUCAAGAAUGGUGGCCUGGGCGUAGUCUCCGAUGCCAUCUUUGAACUGGGCAAGUCACUCUCUGCCUUUAACCUGGAUGACACGGAAGUGGCUCUGCUGCAGGCUGUGCUGCUAAUGUCAACAGACCGCUCGGGCCUGCUGUGUGUGGACAAGAUCGAGAAGAGUCAGGAGGCGUACCUGCUGGCGUUCGAGCACUACGUCAACCACCGCAAACACAACAUUCCGCACUUCUGGCCCAAGCUGCUGAUGAAGGUGACUGACCUCCGCAUGAUCGGGGCCUGCCACGCCAGCCGCUUCCUCCACAUGAAAGUCGAGUGCCCCACCGAACUCUUCCCCCCACUCUUCCUCGAGGUCUUUGAGGAUCAGGAAGUCUAAAGCCUCAGGCGGCCAGAGGGUGUGCGGAGCUGGUGGGGAGGAGCCUGGAGAGAAGGGGCAGAUCCGGGGGCUGAGGGAGACCCCCUACACCUCUUCUCUCCUUCCUCUCAUCCUUGGAUAGAUUCAGCUCCCACACACACCCCCACACUGCCCCUGUCCCUCCUCAGAACCUCCAGCCCUGGGACAGGGCAAACAAAUGAACUUGGUAUGAGAAGUGUGGGAGGUCAGGGCACCACGUCCUGCAGCUCCCAGGACCCCUGUCCUCUGAGAAGGUAGGGGGAGGGAAGGAGAACGAAGAGGGGAAGAGCCAUCUUGACAGUAGGGGAAGGAGGAAUGCGGGCGGGUGGAAGAUGCCCUCACCGCACCCCUACAAACGAGAGAGCCCCCCCACCCAGUUCUUUGGCCUAGGGGUCCCCUCUGGGCCGAGGGCCUCUCUGUUCCCCCAGAUACCUGGGUGCAAAGAACAGCUUGGCUUGGGUCCUCCCCUGGAGGUUAAAAAUUAUAGUCAUCUAACUGCACUUUGGAAACCAAGCAAGGGGAGAAGAUAAAUGAAGAAAAACUAGACAGAGAAAAAAGACAAAAAAGAGAAAACAAGCAGAAGAGAGAGCAAGAGAGAGAUGAUAUUAAGUUAUUAACUGAGGCUGGCCAGAGGGGAAGGACCCCCCUUACCACCCCAUGCACUUUGAGAGCUGCCCCUCCUCCCCACAUCAGAGAGACACGCCCCCACAUGAGCUCCCCAAGGGUAGGGCUGCCGUUCAGAGCUGUGAGUAAACACAACAGGGUCCUGGCCACCCCCCUUGCCUUGCCCCUCCCUCUGUGCCCCUUUGGCACCCCCGCCCAGUACUUCCUUGCUCUCUGCCACUUGUGCCCGCUGAGUUCCAUCUACCUCUCACGCUGGAUGCCAGCUGGCCCCUCACCAGCCUGCCCUGCUGCCCGCACAGCUCCCCUUUCAAGUGCCCAGCCCCAGGGGCCUCUCCCUGUGCCCCCUCCUUCCACACCUUGGCACCCACACAGGAAAAACUGUGGCUCAACCUCCUGCCCUCCUCAUAUCCUGCAGUAUUAGCUACAAUCCAGAUGCUGCUGUGUGGGGGGCGGGGGGCUGUGCGUGAGCAUCUCCCAGAGCCUCCACUUCUUUAGGACUCUGUUUCCCUGUCUCCCCUCUGUCUUCUGGGCUCUCUCUAACUCUGCCCUCCUCCUUCCCCACUCCCACUCAAUGCACUAACCCAGACUCUGGGCAGGCAGGCACCAGGAGUGGGGGUGUUCAGAUAAGUGGCACUUCGUUAGGGCCCCAGGGAGGGGGUGGUUGGUGCUCCCCUUUUUUUCUUUGAAGCUCUUUAGGCCAGCCGCCCCUGCUUCUGGGACCCCUUUCCCCUCCUCUUUCCUCUAAUUCAGGGACUUUGGCUUGAGCCACCUCCCACCUCCUGGUGAGGAGUGCUCUGCUGGUCUGCACUAGGGUGAGCUGCCCCCUCCUCCUCCCUUUGGCCUUGGCCCACUCCUCAGGGGAGAGAGGGAGGGAGGUAGUGGCCCUCCCGUGGGUGGGGAGAGGGGAGGAGGGGAAGGGUCAGAGCAGACCAGAGGGCUCUGGGCUCAGGGCUGCACGUCUGCAGGGAUGGAUGGGUGGACAUAGAUGCCCCCAGAAGCC